Messenger RNA from Lepisosteus oculatus (spotted gar), 2395 nucleotides. It is a transcript of the gene tab3, whose product is annotated as TGF-beta activated kinase 1 (MAP3K7) binding protein 3. The record is from RefSeq and is a predicted model, not a curated record. Gene Ontology annotation, biological process: positive regulation of canonical NF-kappaB signal transduction. Gene Ontology annotation, molecular function: ubiquitin binding. Lineage: Eukaryota; Metazoa; Chordata; Actinopteri; Semionotiformes; Lepisosteidae. Gene Ontology annotation, cellular component: extracellular exosome.
CGAGCCGACCCCCCCCCCCUUCCCCCCUCCCCGCUCGGUCCGGGGGCCGCGAUAUUUCCCUGGUGCAUGAAGGCUGUGAACCAGAUUGAGUCAUGGCAGGAGGGAGAGAGUGAGAGUACGGUAAGAACUGCACUCAAACCUGCAGCCUGCAGCUGAAGAUGAAAGAAGAGCUGGAGGACUGUAGCCAUUGGCAGGCCCAUUGACUCCCGUUCCCGGUGAAACGCCGGCAGUCCUGGGAUGGCGCAGGGCAGUCAGCAGCUGGACUAUCAGAUCCUGCUCGACCUCAAGCAGCGCUUCCCCGAGAUCCCGGAGGGGGUGGUCUCUCAGUGCAUGCUGCAGAACAACAACAAUCUGGAGGCCUGCUGCCGGGUCCUGUCGCAGGAGAGCAGCAAGUACCUCUAUGGGGAAUACCACAGCCCGGAGGAGGGCAGGCUGAGCAGGAACCACAUGCUGCACAUCAACCUGGGCAUCCACUCCCCCACGGGGUACCACACGGGGGACGGGGGCAAGGCCAACGGCGGGGGGCGGACGCUGGUGCACAGCUCCAGCGAUGGCCACAUCGACCCGCAGCGUGCUGGAGCCGCGGCGGGAGGAGGGGGCGCUGGGGGGGCCACGCAGCACCAGAUGGUGUCCCUGCUCCAGGAGACCCACUCCGCCCCUGCCAUCGUGGCCCCCUCGCCCGGUUACAACCCCUUCUUCGUGAACGACCAGGCACGCACAGCGGGCACGCCUCCCCCCGGGCCCCCGGCCCUGCAGGGUCUCUCUCCCACCCUGACCCCGGUCGCCCGGUACGCCCUGAACCCGAUCACCGUCACCCUGUCCCAGAGCAUCCCCUCGGCUCCGCGCGCCUUGCAGAUCCCCGGCUGCCCCUACCCCGCCGCGGGCAAUGCGGUUUACAUCCGGCCCGCCUCCUCCCAGAGCCCACAGGGCUCCCCCUGGCACUCCCCCACGGCGCAGUGCCACAUGCAGCCCUACAGCCAGCAGCCGCCCCACGCAAUGCCCGUCUAUCAGGCGCCUCCCUACCAGUCUCCGUACCCCUCCAAGCAGAUGCCCCAGACGGCUUACCGCUCCCCUCCCCCCUCUCAGUUCCCUUCGCCUUACAGCUCCCCCCAGCACCAGACCUCCCACGUCUUCAUGCCCAUCAGUCCUCCUACAAUGUCACCCCUUCCGUACCACCCCCAGCAGCAGCAGCAGAGCUUCCAGCAGCAGCAGCAAGGCCAGCCCGUCUCCUACAUCCCCUACCUGUCAGCCAAGGGCUCUCUCAAGAAUCAGAUCGAGAUCACCCUGGAGGCACCCCAGAGAGCUCACAAUCGGAGCUCCUCUCCCGUGACCAGCCAGCAGCAGCAGCAGAGGGGGCAGAACACGCUGUACAUCUCGACCAACGCUUCUCCGAGCUCUCCCUCGCGGGGCUUGGCCAGCGGCCAGAUGAGCAUGUCCGGCCAGUCCCAGGUGGCGUCCUACCACCCCGGCAUGUUCAUUCACCAGGUCCCCCCCCGCCCGCGGCCCACCUCGUCCCCCCAGCCCGGAGGUGGGGGCGGGGUCCGGGUCACCCAGCCCGGGAACUCCACCUACACCUUCAAGAUCAAGGUGUCGCCCGGCAGGCAGGUCCAGCCGCGGCAUCUCGAGUCGCCCACGGUGGAGGCGGAGAGCCUCCUGAACCUCGUGGAGCACGGGGAGCACCCGGGCGCCCCGCAGCCGAUCCAGCCCAUCUCCGCCCUGCCCGGCGCCAUCGGCGCCCACGCCGCCAGCCGCUUCCCCAGGAAGUCCAGCUCCGGCUCGGACGACUACGCCUACACUCAAGCUCUGCUCCUCCACCAGCGGGCGCGCAUGGAGAGGCUGGCGAAGGAGCUGCACCUGGAGAAGCAGAAGCUGGAGAAGCUCAAGGCCGACGUCAACGACAUGGAGUACGAUGCCCUCCGGCGGCGCUUCCGCCGGGUCAACGCCUCCGCCCUCAUUCCGCGGCCUGAGGAAAUGACAAGACUAAGAAGCCUGAACCGACAACUUCAGAUUGACAUUGACUGUACCUUAAAAGAAAUAGAUCUCCUUCAGUCAAGAGGGAAGUUUGAUCCCAAAGCCAUGAGCAACUUCUAUGACAACAUACAGCCUGGCCCUGUGGUGCCCCCCAAGCCAACAAAGAAAGAGGGAGGGUCAAGCGCCAAGACUUCCUCCGGGGCGCCGCCUAGGGACGAGGAUUUUGAAGGAGCUCAGUGGAACUGCGAAAGCUGCACUUUCCUCAACCACCCAGCGCUGAACCGCUGCGAGCAGUGCGAGAUGCCGCGGUACACCUGAGCAGCAGCAGCAGCAGGUCGGCCAGCCCCGGAAAAACCGCCCCAUCCGCCACCCCCAUCCCGUCAUUUCGGAGGAGUGCAGGAAGGGCCCGCAGAGGCCAGCCUCA